Molecule: messenger RNA, 339 nt
Organism: Ilex paraguariensis (yerba mate)
Lineage: Eukaryota; Viridiplantae; Streptophyta; Magnoliopsida; Aquifoliales; Aquifoliaceae
Source: the annotation of a GenBank genome assembly
AUGGCUUCUUCUAACACAAACCAGACCCUAAAAAUAUCAAAAGCCAUAUCUGAUUCAUCUUCAUGGUACUGUGCUUUUGUAAUUCUCUCUCUCAUACUAUUGGCUUCUGUUAAAGAGAACUCUCUGACAGAGGAGUCUGUGAGAGGAAACCAGCUCUUGAACAGGCCUUGUGAUGAAAUAUAUGUAGUCGGAGAAGGCGAAACACUCCAUACCAUCAGCGCCAAGUGCGACGACCCGUAUAUAAUUGAGCAGAAUCCAUAUAUUCAAGACUCCGAUGAUGUUUACCCUGGACUUGUCAUAAAGAUCACUAUUUCAAAGCCAUGGAAGCUACAAAGGUAG